AUGCGAGUAGGCUACGUCAUACUAGCCACUUUAGCCACGCUUCUCGCCAGUACCAACGCCAAGUUAACAUCGACAGAUUCUGUUUUCAACAAAAAGUUCACGAUCACGAACCCGGACUCCAGCGAAGCAAUUGACGGAGUAUAUCUCCGACAAGGGAAUGAC
Molecule: messenger RNA, 162 nt
Organism: Phytophthora nicotianae INRA-310
Lineage: Eukaryota; Oomycota; Peronosporomycetes; Peronosporales; Peronosporaceae
Exons: 1
Source: RefSeq, a predicted model, not a curated record